AAUAACACAUUCGUUAAAGUACCCAUAUAUUUCCCUUUGAUUUCAUGUCAAUGGAGACCACCGAUAAACCUCCACAGUCGUCACUCUCCUUACCAUGGAAAGCACGCAUUACUCUUUCCGUCCUCUCCACUGUCAUUGACGCAGCUUGCCGGAAAAACGGCACAAUCAACCGUCCUAUUCUCACCUUAGUCCACUUCCGGAUCCCAUCGAUGUCAAAAUCAAUCAAUGGCGUCGCUUCACACGAUGUCAUUGUAGAUAAGACUCGUAACCUUUGGUUCCGAGUCUACAUACCUACACAACACGCCGGUGAAGAUCUCCCAGUGAUCGUGUACUUUCACGGAGGCGGAUUUAUCAUGCUCUCCCCCCAUGUUUUUCCUUACGACGCCAUGUGCCGCCGCUUCGCGAGAAAAGUACCAGCUGUUGUUGUUUCUGUGAACUACCGCCUUGCGCCGGAGCAUCGGUAUCCGGCCCAACAUGAUGAUUGCUUCGAUGUGCUGAAGUUUCUUGAUGAUGAAGAGAAUAGGUCUAAAUCUUUGCCGGAAAAUGCGAAUCUGUUGCGUUGCUUUCUUGCUGGAGAUAGCGCCGGUGGAAACUUAGCCCAUCAUGUUGCUCAACGAGCCUGUGAAUUCAACUUCCGACGACUCAAGGUCACCGGAGUUGUAGCAAUUCAACCAUUCUUUGGCGGCGAGGAGCGAACGGACUCUGAGGCUCGCUUCGCCGGAACACCAAUAGUUUCAGUUAAACGAACAGAUUGGAUGUGGAAGGCAUUUUUGCCAGAAGGAGAAGGGUUCAAUCGGGACCACCCAAUCAUCAACGUUAGUGGCCCACAGGCGGUGGACAUAUCGGAAAUAAAACUGCCGCCGAUCAUGUUGGUGGUCGGCGGGUUCGAUGCCCUAAAUGACUGGCAAAAAAGGUACUAUGAGUGGCUGAAAAAGUCCGGGAAAGAAGUUUAUUUGGUAGAGUACCCAAAUGUGUGUCAUGCUUUCUAUAUCUUUCCGGAAUUGCCUGAAUCUAGACAACUUAUUGCCCAAAUGAAAGAUUUCAUUCACAAGGUAUCGAGUAAUGUUGCCCCCAAAUGGACAAAUUAAAACUUUGGUUAAUAAGUCGUCUCAUUACAUACCAAUAAAUAGUUGUACCAAAAGCAUAUUAUAUUGUAGAAUUUGA
This is a messenger RNA of Lactuca virosa, 1164 nucleotides long. Lineage: Eukaryota; Viridiplantae; Streptophyta; Magnoliopsida; Asterales; Asteraceae. The record is from the annotation of a GenBank genome assembly.